Molecule: messenger RNA, 2041 nt
Organism: Actinia tenebrosa (Australian red waratah sea anemone)
Lineage: Eukaryota; Metazoa; Cnidaria; Anthozoa; Actiniaria; Actiniidae
Product: serine/threonine-protein phosphatase CPPED1-like
Molecular function (GO): hydrolase activity
Source: RefSeq, a predicted model, not a curated record
GUUUUCCUUUUUAAAAUAACUUUUUGUCAUCUUAAGAAUAACAAACACAACAGCAUAAAUAAUUGAUAUCUCGUUUUCUCACUGUUGCUAUAGACGCCACGUUAAACGAAGAGAAUUUUUUAUAAAAUCAAUUGCAAACGAUAUUCAAAACUUAGGUUUGCUGGUGGGUGUUUUAUUCUUGAUGACGAAGCACAAUAUUUCACAGGAAAUGGUGGUGAGUUUUUUUACAUGAGAGGUUUACAAGGUCGACAUAUCAGUUCGUGAAUGGCUCGAUAGUGUAAUUAAAAAGAGUUCUUUUGACAGUUUUCAGUCUCAAGGAGUUGACAUUUAGCUUUACUUAGGCUGGCGAGGUCCUUUUAUGAACAACGCAUGACUGAAUGGUAAUGAGAAUAAUAAACAGAUAUGGAGAUGAGAUUCCGAGAGGUUUAAUUGUACAGUAGUACAGACGCCGCGUACACUGCUUUCAAUCCUUUCUUUACGUACGAGUUCGCUAACUAAAAUGAAUUUGGAAAUUCCCCCAGAUGCGUUGGCGAUCAAUCAGUCACAAAAAGCGGGAAAGACGCCUGAAGAGAGUAAAAUACUUAAAGCUCAAAACUUUAAACUGCCGGGAUUGACACGGUAUCGAGAAGGAGUCAUGAAAGAAUCUUUUUAUUUCGUUCAAAUAGUGGACCCAAGGUUUGGUUUUGCGGCAAGCCCAGAAGAGAGCUGUGAAGACGAGAAAAAUAAUAUGGAAAAACUGAUGUCACUAUUGAAUGAUUUGAACCCUAAACCACGGUUUGUAGUCGUCUGUGGUAACUUCACGAAUUCUAAGCCUGAUGAACAAGAAUACUUCCCACAAGUAGAAACAUUCAAGGAUUGUUUCCAGAAAUUGGAUUCUGAAAUCCCAGUUAUAUGUGUUUGUGGGAAGAAUGAAUUUGAAAAAGAACCUCAAACUGCGAGCAUUGAAUCUUACAGGACAAAUUUCGGUGAGGAUUGGUUCGCGUUCUGGAUCGAAGGAGUACAGUUUAUCGUUUUGAACUCUCUUUACUAUGUGGAAUUUAAGGACUUGGAUGGUUUUGCUGUAGAGCAAGAUGAGUGGUUGGAUUCAGUUCUACUUGAAGCGCAAGUAAAUCCACCUCAGUAUCUUGUUGUUAUUCAAAAUAUGCCAUGGUUUUUAUCCGACUCAAACGAAGCGGAGAAURACAACAACAUUCCCUUAUCAACGCGCCAUAAAAUUAUUCCCAAGAUGAAAGAGGCCAACGUCAAAGCUUUAAUUUCUGGAAACUCUAAUAACAGCAGCAAAAACGAGGGUUUGGAAGCCAUUCAAACUUCUCCUUUCAGCGACAAAGAUAGUCCAGGCUUUCGUAUUUUUAAAGCCAAGACUGACUCCAUUCAACAUAAAUAUUUUACUCUAGACAACACCCCGAAAGAUUUGAAUAAUGAAUUCAAUUGAUAUUUUUCAUGUAUUAAGCUUGGAUAACAAUGUUUUUUUUGGCGUGAUCUUUCCGAAAAAAAAUCAAUCCCAGGUGUUUUGCCUUGGGACGAACUCAUUACAAUUUUGCCACAUAUUAGAAUUUUUUUUACAAAUUUUCUUCGUGGCAAGUCAUUUCCACUUCUUUUCUAGUUGUGUAUUUAAAUUAAAGUGUCUGAAGACAAGGCGAAGAAAAAAUAUUAAAAGAAAGAGUUUCUAAGGUGAUUUGCGAAUUAAGUUGGAAUUUUGGACACGAAUAACAUAAAAAGAAACGCAAAGCAGAUAAAUUAAAAAAUAAAUUGAAGAAAAGAGAUGAGCAUAGCGCUUAAAAUAAAAUUCAAAAUUUGUCCGAUAUUUUCUCGUGGCAGUAAUAUUAUUUGUUUUUCCACAAUUGACUUUAGGGAAUGUUACAGUUCCUUUUUCCAGUAUAACAAUGUUUCAAUGAUACUAUAUGAAAUUAAACCCUGACAUAUUGCAAAAUCUUGACUCAAUCAAUGGAAAGGUAUCUUUUGCUUUACAUUAAAUAAAUAGGAACACAACUUUAUUAUCUUAUGAUCAAAGCAAAAAUAAAAUUGUUUUUGACAGAUCGUA